UGUUUUUUAUAUUUAUAUUUUUUUUUCUCACAAUGUAACAGCUUCUUAAUAAUAUUAUCGUAUUUUUACAAGAACGUCUUAAAUUUAUUUUCCUCAAUCAUUAUUUCUUUCUUAGUUUAUAAUCAUUAUACAUAGUUAAAAGUUUCAAAGUUUAACGUUAUUCGUUUCGAUAGACAACCAAUUUUACAAUUAACUCAUAAACAAUAAUUUCUCUAGAUAGUCCUUUCAAAUUAUUCGUCACCUCAAUUUCUUACCUAUUUCUUUGACACAUCGCAUCCUAAAUGUUCAGUAUCUGUUAAUGUAUUUUUCGUUCAAAUUUUAAGUGUAACAAUAUCAAAGGUUUUCAAAAAGAUAUGAAAAAAAACGUGAUAAAACAAUUUAACGUUGGUACUUCGCGGCAUGAUUUUACGGCGAAACCCUACGGAUUUUGUUGUGACAUCAAAGACCACGAUCCGAGAUUAACUAUUGAAAACAGAAGCGUUGGCCCGCUUUUUUGUCCAUAUAAUAUAACAGGAGGUGGGCCCGAUAUCAGGUUUCGUAUUCAAGAUGCCGACAGUGUUUCACCUUCCUCUCAACGCAGCGUUCAAAGGAGUACUCAGAGAAUUGGUCAGCGAGGUAGACGUCGAAGUGGGUAUCAAAGCCGACAGCGAGGUGGAUAUGAUCGACAGCGUGGUGGAGAUGAUCGACAGCGUGAUAAAAAUCGAAGGGCAAAUGAUUCGCGAGUUGGAUGGGAUGAUGAACCGCGUGAUGGACAACGUGACCGGCGGAGUACUUACCGGCGUGGUACUUCGAGAACUGAUAACAACAAAACUGACGAAUCUUUACCUGAACCAAUGAUCUGUAAACGAUGCAGAGGUCCUCUCAAAUGGUACUUGGAAGAUGAGAUCGCAGUUGCCCGUGAUAGAAUAAUGACCACACGGCAAGAGACAUAUAAUGCGGAAAUGGAAGAGAAUGUUAGAAUCGCUAAGAAAAAGGAAAAAAUGAAACGACGUAAAAGGAAAGGAAAAUCAAUAACACCCGUAUCCCAAGAUGAAGAAAAAUCCUAGAAAACGAAACAUUAUCUUACAUACAUACGUUUUGUAACUGAUUAAAUGGAAUGAUUGUUUAAUAAAGAAGUUAUAAUCGAAAAUAUCUGAUUGUUAUCUCAAUAUUGUAUUUAUUAUCACUUUACACUGAAAGUAAUCAAACAUAUUGAAACACGUAUUAGAAAAUAUAUUUUAUUGUAAUAGAAAUAUUUACAUAGCCGCACACUUACCGGAGAACGCAAUACUGUGAAUGCACUACCCGAAGUUGUUCGAUAUUUAUAUUCCAAUCAUUGUACGUAUGUACAUAAUUUAUAGUGUCCUUGCAUUUUUUGUUUACAACGUACCGUUUAUAACAUUGUUAUUCAAUAAGUUAAUAUAAUUACAAUGUCAAUAUCUUCGAGUGUUAACAAUAUUUGUAUUGGUUCUCUAAAAUCAGUCACACACGAACUGUUAUAUACACGCAUAAUUAAUAAUCAAUACUUGAGAUAGACGAUACAAAUUCAAAGCUACAUAAAUUUGUAAUUUACGUUAUCAUCGUUAGUAUUGAUUUUUUUUUAAAUAUGCAUAAUCGCAUGUAUAUGAUAUUGAGUCUCAAUAGUAGAAAUAAUAGCAUUAUAAUUUUCAUAGGUAGUCAUUUUGUCCGUGAGUGUGCUGUUCACAUUAUCUACCAAUUUUUUAUUAUAGCUUUGAAAAACGGUCGGUUUAUUAUGUGACAAUAUAUUUCUGUUGAGGCGCAACUUAAAUAUAUAAUAAUAGUAAUUUUAAUAUUAAUAAUAAUAAUAAUAAUAAUAGAUAUACAUAAUAUAUAUAAAUGGUUAAUCACAAUUUAUUGUAUUAACCGUUUAUGAAAAAGAUGCUCUAUCAUCAAUUAAUAAAAUACAACUUAUAUAUCAACUGUAAAAUGUGUUAUAUCACUCUUAAAGCCAUUUUAAUGUGACCAUAAAGCAUUAUUUAAAUAAAAAAACAACCUGUUUGUAAUAUACCUUGCUCAUCAAAAUUAAUUUCUAGUUCCUGUUUUUAAUAACAAUUUGAAAAACAUAAUGACAUACUGCAUUUGGUAUGAUACAAAUUAAAUCUGUUGUACAAAUUAUAUUAGUAUUAUAACCAGUUUAAUUUGGGUCAACGUUAAUGCUUUUAAAAGGAUUAUAUAAUAUCAAGUAUAAGAAUAUAAUCGCAGAAAGAAGAACAUUAUACAUUCGUUUUCAUUGAGAGUGUUUCUUCUUAACAAUAACAAUAUUAAAGCAUGUACGUAUAUUUUCAUUUAUUAUGAAACAUGCAUUUUUAAUAUUGUUUGUCACUAACAAUUUGACAUAAAUUUAUGAAACCUUCCUAAAAUUUCAUAUGAAGAAUAAUAAUUGCAAUAAAUUAUAUAUAAACUAACACCGGUUUACAUUGAAGUGAAAUUGAUGAAAUUUGCAUACAUCUAUGUUAAAGUUUUGUAUGAAAAUAAAAUAACAAUAGCAAUAUUUAAUGUUUGGAACUUUAAUUUUCUAUUAUUUUUUAUUAAACUCCAUGUGAAAAACAAAACGAAACAUUAAUUAAUUUAUAUGAUGAGUACGCUCUUUUAUUACUCUUUGGUAAACCACCGGAAUAUAUUUUAUCAUUAUUAUUUACGUAAACAGAUUUUUGUAUUAAUAUAAAA
Molecule: messenger RNA, 2667 nt
Organism: Hylaeus anthracinus
Lineage: Eukaryota; Metazoa; Arthropoda; Insecta; Hymenoptera; Colletidae
Exons: 2
Coding region: 354-1046 (230 amino acids)
Source: RefSeq, a predicted model, not a curated record